UUCCCCUAAAAAACAUCAAAGUAGCUUUAAAUGCUCCGUUACAUAAUCUCUAUCUCUUUCCAAGAAUAUAGAGAAAGAAAAAUAAUAUAGACGAAGCUAGCUUAGCUUAGCCUGUAUAUAUCAUCAUCUUAGUGAUCAAAGGCACCGUCAUCACCAAGAAAGAGAGAAGACCAACAUAAUUAUAGAGAUCGAAGAUCAAAUCUAUCUCUCUUCAUCAUCAUUCUUCUUCUGCUAGCUGUUACUAUCACACGCUCAAACAUCAUCAUCCUUAAAAAAAACUUGUUCAUCAAAUGCAAGGUCAUCACCAGAACCAUCACCAACACUUAUCAUCAGCCUCUGCCACGUCCUCUUCCCAUGGAAAUUUCAUGAACAAAGAUGGGUAUGAUAUUGGAGAGAUAGACCCAUCACUCUUCCUCUAUCUUGAUGGACAAGGACAUCAUGAUCCUCCAUCAACUGCUCCUUCUUCUUUACCUCAUCAUUAUCAUCACACAACUCAGAAUUUGGCGAUGAGACCUCCAACAUCGACACUCAACAUCUUCCCAUCUCAGCCGAUGCACAUAGAGCCACCUCCUUCUUCUACACCCAAUACCGAUAAUGCAAGAUUAGUUCCGGCUGCUCAACCUAGUGGUUCGACUCGACCAUCUUCUGAGCCGUCCAUGGAUUUGACCAAUCAUUCUCAGUUUCAACCUCCUCCUCAAGCUUCUAAAUCCAUCAAGAAGGAAGGGAACCGCAAGGGUCCUGCCUCAUCGGACCAUGACAUACCAAAAUCGUCAGACCCUAAAGUGAGUGUUCAUACAACUCCUGAAAUUUUUAACUUUUUGGAGUUUCAUAUUUUCUUUAUUAAUUUAAUCUCUCAACAGACAUUGAGAAGACUAGCACAAAACAGAGAAGCAGCAAGAAAAAGUAGAUUACGUAAAAAGGCUUACGUUCAGCAACUCGAGUCAUGUAGGAUCAAACUGACCCAACUAGAACAAGAGAUUCAACGUGCCAGAUCCCAAGGCGUAUUCUUUGGAGGGUCUCUUAUAGGAGGAGAUCAACAGCAAGGUGGACUACCCAUUGGCUCUGGCAGCAUCAGCUCCGCAGAAGCAGCGGUGUUCGAUAUGGAAUAUGCAAGGUGGCUAGAGGAGCAGCAGAGGCUGUUAACAGAACUGAGGGUGGCGACACAAGAGCACUUGGCCGAGAACGAGCUUAGGAUGUUUGUGGACACUUGUUUAGCUCAUUAUGACCAUUUGAUCAACCUCAAAGCUAUGGUUGCUAAGACUGAUGUCUUCCACCUCAUUUCUGGAGCCUGGAAAACUCCAGCUGAGCGUUGCUUCUUAUGGAUGGGUGGUUUCCGUCCAUCAGAGAUCAUUAAGGUGAUUGUGAACCAAAUAGAACCAUUGACGGAGCAGCAAAUAGUAGGGAUUUGUGGGCUGCAACAGUCAACACAAGAGGCCGAGGAGGCUCUCUCGCAAGGCCUCGAGGCAUUGAACCAAUCGCUUUCCGACAGUAUUGUCUCGGACUCUCUCUCGCCUGCAUCCGCACCACUUCCUCCUCAUCUAUCCAAUUUCAUGUCACACAUGUCCUUAGCUCUCAACAAGCUCUCUGCUCUCGAGGGCUUCGUUCUCCAGGCGGAUAAUCUGAGGCAUCAAACGAUCCAUAGGCUGAAUCAAUUAUUAACGACCCGUCAAGAAGCACGGUGCCUUCUAGCAGUUGCGGAGUACUUUCACCGUCUCCAAGCUCUAAGUUCUCUCUGGCUAGCCCGUCCUCGACAAGACGGAUGAUACUUCAACAACUGAUCAUGAAGCAAAACCAAAAAAUGAAAACAAGAGAAUAGGUUGAUUAGUUAGCCAGCUUUGACCUCCUUAUAAUAUAUAUAUUGUCUCUCUACUCAAAUACAGCACAAUUAGGGAAAAUUGCUUGGGCUUCUUUUGUUAUAUUAUGAUUCUUAAUAUAUAUGUUUUUGAUAAAGAUGAUAGAAAACUAUUUCCAUACCUU
Capsella rubella is the source of this 1977-nucleotide messenger RNA. Its product is annotated as transcription factor TGA10. The transcript is spliced from 10 exons. Gene Ontology annotation, molecular function: sequence-specific DNA binding; DNA-binding transcription factor activity. The record is from RefSeq and is a predicted model, not a curated record. NCBI's taxonomy places the organism in Eukaryota, Viridiplantae, Streptophyta, Magnoliopsida, Brassicales, Brassicaceae. Gene Ontology annotation, biological process: regulation of DNA-templated transcription; DNA-templated transcription. The coding region runs from base 291 to 1763 and encodes 490 amino acids.